This is a messenger RNA of Danio aesculapii, 1801 nucleotides long. It is a transcript of the gene hdgfl3, whose product is annotated as HDGF like 3. Gene Ontology annotation, molecular function: transcription coregulator activity; double-stranded DNA binding. Gene Ontology annotation, biological process: regulation of transcription by RNA polymerase II. Bases 276 to 881 code for a protein of 201 amino acids. Lineage: Eukaryota; Metazoa; Chordata; Actinopteri; Cypriniformes; Danionidae. The transcript is spliced from 6 exons. The record is from RefSeq and is a predicted model, not a curated record. Gene Ontology annotation, cellular component: nucleus.
CGUCUGCAGUUCACCACACGCUGGGUUAUAUUAAAGGGAAUAACUGUAAUAAUUAGCUGUGAUCAUUCAGUCGGUGAUCAGCGCUGGAGUGGCUCAGUGUCGGUCAGAUCGGGAGAGGGAGAGGGAGAGGUGUUUGUCGGCCCUUUCUCCGCUUUCAUUAUUUAUUUCCUUAUUAACUGCGAUCAAAACAUUGAUGCUGGAUCCUCCGCCGCCGAGCUCCAGAGCCGCUGAUCAGCUGCAGUUUUCCUCCCCACAGAGAGCGUGUGUGUGUCGGCAUGGCUCGCCCUCGGCCCCGGGAAUAUAAGGCGGGAGAUCUGGUGUUCGCCAAGAUGAAGGGAUACCCGCACUGGCCGGCGCGGAUUGAUGAGCUGCCGGAAGGAGCCGUGAAACCACCAGCUAAUAAAUACCCCAUCUUCUUCUUCGGCACCCAUGAAACUGCCUUUCUGGGCCCUAAAGACCUGCUGCCCUAUAAGGACUAUAAGGAUAAGUUCGGGAAGUCCAACAAGAGGAAAGGCUUCAAUGAGGGUCUGUGGGAGAUCGAGAACAACCCCGGGGUCAAGUUCACCGGCUUCCAGGUGAUGCAGCAGAGCUCCUCUGAGACCGAGUGUGAGGGUGGGAACGCCGCUGACGGCAGCAGUGAUGGAGACUCCGCCGCCGAGGAGGACGAGGCCCAGAUGAAGAUCGAUAAAGCUGGCCCCAAGCGGAAGAAAAGCACAUCCUCCAAGGUGUCCAAGCAGUGCAGGAAGGGUUCCGGAGACGAGGAUCUGGAGAAGGACGGGAAAGAUGAGCAGAAGAGCGGAUCAGAAGCUGGUGACCAUGACAACAACAUCCAGAACUCCUCAGACAAGACGAGUCCAGGGACUCUCCGGGAGGAUCAUUAGACGCCCUGCGGCUCCUGGAGGAUUCUGGGAUACUGUAAAUGCAUAUUAUUACUCUGAUCACCUGCAGUCUCCACACAUGACCAUCCAGCUCACACACACACACACACACACACACACACACACACACACUCCAGUGAGCCUCGUUCCUUCUGCUGUUCUGGAUUUGGAGGCUUCUGGAGCUCCUCAUUCCCUGAUCUUCAUCGUCGUGUGCUGUGGUAGAGGUUUCCCUGUUUCUCCAUGAGUAGACUGUGUGUGUGUGUGUGUGUGUGUGUGCGUGUGCGUGCGUGUGCAUUCGCAAGUGUGUGUGUAUGCAUGCACCUGCCUGUGCCAGUGUGCAUGUGUGUGUGUGUGUGUGUGUGCGCCUGUCUCCAGCACUUCAGUCCUCAGGCCUGACACCAUUGAGGAGAAACGAGUGGAAACUGUAGAACAAUAGUGACGUGUUGUGCUCAUCAGAGCUGCUGUAGUGGUGUGUGUGUGUGUGUGUGUGUGUGUGUGUGUGUGUGUGUGUCUGUAGGCCUGGUUUGGGUGUAGAUGGUAGGAGCCUGUAUUGUUGCCCAGCGCUCAAGGAAUCGCUCGUGUUUAUAGGUGGUGACUCUCCGUGUGUGUGUGUGUGUGUGUGUGUGUGUGUGUGUGUGUGUGUGUGUGUGUGUGUGUGGUGGCAUGGCUUCUCCUCCUGCUGAUGUUCUUCUGUCUGCUGUCCCUCUAAACUCAGAUUUGUGUCGUUGUUGUUCCUGAUUUUGUUUAUAUGAGGAUUACUGUAUUUAUUUUUGAUCUGUGAUGAACACACACACACACACGCACUCGCUCGGUUGCUUUAGGCUGUUAUGGCCUCUUCAUGUGGCGUUCUCCAGGUUUGUAGCUCUGUGUGAACUCUUUCCCUGUUUAUCGACAGUUUUACAGAAUAAACUCAUUGGAAUGCA